This is a messenger RNA of Drosophila rhopaloa, 2987 nucleotides long. Its product is annotated as breast cancer anti-estrogen resistance protein 3 homolog. The coding region runs from base 333 to 2582 and encodes 749 amino acids. The transcript has 6 exons. The record is from RefSeq and is a predicted model, not a curated record. Gene Ontology annotation, biological process: positive regulation of peptidyl-serine phosphorylation; small GTPase-mediated signal transduction. Gene Ontology annotation, molecular function: phosphotyrosine residue binding; guanyl-nucleotide exchange factor activity. Lineage: Eukaryota; Metazoa; Arthropoda; Insecta; Diptera; Drosophilidae.
ACAGUGAACAACCCCUAAAAGUACACCGCACUAGAGGCCAUUGCGAGGACUUUUUAGAACAGAUUUGAGCGGCAAAGGAUUCAGACUACAGCAAAGCGAUAAGCCAACAUAUUUCACUUCUGUUUAAAGUUCACUUCUUAUAUUAUAUUAUAUCUUUAAAUGGAGGCACUUGAUCACAAAUUGAUUGUUUAGUUCCCCAAUAAUGAUCAAAUUAUGAAAUUAGGGUGUGUCCCAUCCUAAAUUUUCCUUUGAAAAAUGGGCGUAUCAGAUACGAGGAACUGAGACCGCGGUCUAAGUGCAACAGUCCCCACUGGACAAUCCAAGACGGCAAGAUGGAGGGCUAUGGUAGCAGCAACGCUUCCACGCCGUCGACCACCGCCCAGCCCAAUCCCGGCGAGCAACAGGAGGCCAUCGCCCUCAAGAAGGCGCUCGAGUGGGAACUAAGCCUGGACGCCCGCGAGCUGCGCUCCCACGCCUGGUACCACGGGGCCCUGCCCCGCCAGCGAGCCGAGGACAUCGUGCAGCGCGAGGGCGACUUCCUAGUCCGCGACUGCGCCUCCCAGCCGGACAACUACGUGCUCAGCUGUCGGAGUAAGGCAGUCGUUCUGCACUUCGUGCUUAACAAGCUGGUGCUUCAACCGGAGACAGUUUACGAACGCGUACAGUUUCAGUUCGAAGAGGAUGCCUUUGACACCGUGCCCGACUUAAUAACUUUUUACGUGGGAUCCGGCAAGCCCAUCUCCUCGGCGUCGGGAGCACUCAUUCAAUUUCCCUGCAAUCGCACCUAUCCACUCUCCUUCUAUGGUCACAAGAUCGUGGGCAACCAGCUUCACACCCAGAUGCUGGCUGGUCUCAGAGGUCUGAGUCCGCUUAACUCCCCGAUGGGCAACAACGGGGCAAUGGGAGCCGCCGUGGCGGGGGCCUUUCGCUUCGAUCCCCAGGAGCAACAGGAUUCUCCGGUGGCUGGCUCUCCGGCCAGCCCGCACUGCUCACCUCCACGGGCACGACGAGAGGUUCCUCCACCGCCGCGUGUUCCUUGCAAGAAGCAGCAGCGCUCCCAGAGCCUCACGCCAGCCCAGGCAAUGCUGGUCAGCAACAUCAACAAGCUUCAGGAGCAGCAGCUGCAGAUGCAGGAGCUUGAAACGGGAAAUGGCAACGGGAUGGUUCGCUUCCAGACGAUCGCCAGGUGCAACCCUACAAGUGAGCACCACCUAGAGAGCAAGUUCACCACCCACUCACUGCCCAGAGCCAACACUUCUGCGGCGCAGGCGAUGCGGCAGCAGGCGGUGGCCCGGAUCUCGAGCCUGGCGAGGAACUGCAGCCUGGACUCGCCGGCCGACUCCAGACCGCCCAGUCCCCCGCCCAAGCCGCGCAAGGAACCCAUGGCAGCGGUUCUCGCCUACCAGGCCAGUGGAUCCGACUCGGGCAACGGCUCCGGUGACUCUGCUCUCGGGGAUGCCUGCGAAGCUAGCAUUCAGCGGGGUGUAAUAAUCAAGAACCCCCGAUUCAUGACCUCCUCAGCCUCCAACGGGACGCUGAAGAGUUUCACAGAAUUUGACGCCCUUGCCGCCGAAGAGGAACUCUUCACCAUGGCCAUAGAAGAAGUGAGAACGGCAAGCAAAUUUGACUUUGAAAACUUCGUCACUCUGCUAUUGCCAUCUGUGGAUAAUAAGCCACUGGACGGCGAUGCCCUUAACACUUUUAAGAUGAUGCUUCUAGAGACGGGCCCAAAGCUGCUGGCGGAGCACAUAACCCGCAUCGACAUUGGCCUAUUUCUGGAACAUCCUUCAAACGAGGAGGACUACUAUCUGAGCUGUUCGGGCCUUGAGCUCCUGACCCUGCCCCACGGAAAGCUUUUCCGCGAGGACGUUAUCGAGCGGACACAGUGCAUAAAACUAAUGGUAGCAGUGACUAUACUGACCUGUCAAACGGAUAUGGACCGAGCCCAGCUACUUAGUAAAUGGAUUCAGAUAGCCGUGGAGACUAAGACUGCCCUAGGCAAUCUGUUUGGCUUCUGUGCUAUCAUGUUGGGACUAUGCAUGCAACAGAUUCAGAAGCUCGACCAGGCCUGGCACAUCCUGAGGCAGCAGUAUACGGACAGUGCAUUCACCUUUGAGGCCAAGCUGCGUCCCACGUUGAGCACCAUGAACGAGGCCUCUAAUCCGCAGGCCCCAAACACAACCGUUCCUCACGUUCUUCUUUACGCGCUAUUGAUCGAUCGGCCUGUCAUGGACAUCAUAAACCAUUCGAACAUCGACGAUCGCCCCGCUCUGUACCACACUUGUAUUACUCCUUGGGAGUCGAAGGCGGAUGACUUCGGUAUGUCCAUUAAUUUCCAGCAUCUGGAUGCUUCGCGCGGCUUUCUAAGGAACUUGGAUUUAUAUCGAAAGAAUGCAAAGAUCAUACUAGAGGACGCUAGCCCUAGACUGGAUGAGCUUUUAGCAGAUGCUUUCCGAACCGAGUUUCAUGUGAAGUUCCUAUGGGGCAGUUCUGGAGUUACUGCAAGAUCGGAAGAUCGUCACAACAAACUGGAAAAGGUGCUAACCCUGAUGGCCGACAAGUUCUGCAUGAUGACCGAAUAAUUAAAAAGAAAAAACUUACUGUAUUUAUUGGAUCACUACGCAAUUUUUUUAAAUUAUUCAUCUUUACUUAACUCUAGACCCUCCGCAAAUUUGAAUUUCAUGCUGUCUCUACCUCAGCCUAAUUAAAUAUAAUUUUAGCAGGAACACAAAAGCACUUUAUGUUACAGUUCAAAUAUGAAUUAACCUAAGUUAAGUCAACUUUAAAAAUGUAUGUGCGUGCAGUGUAAAAGGGGAAUCCAAAAAGAUCACAACUAGUUAUCACAUAUUCAUCAGUAACUUUUAAGAGCAGUCUUGCUCCGACAUACUACCAAAGCUUAAUACUUACUACCUAUUCCAUUAUUCUAUUAAAUAACAUAUUCUACUAUAGAUCAGACAAUAUAAAUAAAUCAAAACAUCAUACUUAAA